UCCAUAAUAACUUGUUCGCUGGGUGUCGAUUAUGUCCGUUGAAUUAUUUUCAAAGCUAAAUCAACUUUACGUCGAGGUAUUUAAUGCAUUGUCCAUUACCAACUCGAAUCAGUUGCAUUCGAUCGUUCGGGUAAUUUGUCAGAAAAUAAAGGGAAAAUAAAAUGAAUUUUCUGUUCGUCGUCGUUGCCAUAAUUCUAGCUUGUUUAACGAUCACCUGCAGUGGUCAAUUCAAAAUUCUCGGCUUAUUGGAUACGAAAAGUGAAUUGAACAACGGAAACGUGGAGAAUAUUCGAUCGUUGAUCGAUGAUGUCGGUGAACCGCUUUCCGUUAAAGUCAGUGAUUUGGAAACGAUAAAAGAUUCGGAAAGUGUUGAUGGUGUUGAUAGUGCCAAGGGAAAUGUGAAUUUUAUCAAACCGUUUGAACCGUCUGUUACGGAGCGGAAAAGUGAAAUUGUUGAGUCGACCAGUGUUGCUGCGAGUACCACCAGUAGCAUUAAAACAAAAGAAAUGUUAGCUGCGGACGAAACAAAUGGUGGAAAUGUUUUCGAUGAGGACGUUGACGAUGAGCUUAGCUCAAGUGAUAUUGUAGCAUCCAUUCAGCAAUCGAGUACCGCACGUUCGACCACAACCAUCGCAGCAAAGAAUUAUCGAAAAACCAUCCGACCAAACAUUCGCAAAUUCUCCUACAUAGAGGCACGAAGUUUCCAUCAUCCAGACUCACCGAACCACGUCACGCCACGGAACGAUUACAAGUACGUCAAGGUGGUGAAAUAUCGCAACAAAUACAAGUCAAAGUGUCGUUGUGAACGGAUCUGGAAUUGUCCCAAGAUUCAAAUUUCGAUUCAACGCUGUGAACCGGACUAUUUUAUGUGUUGCUUCUGAAUCGUAGUAUAAUAAAGAAAAUGAAAAGGAAAA
Molecule: messenger RNA, 914 nt
Organism: Bradysia coprophila
Lineage: Eukaryota; Metazoa; Arthropoda; Insecta; Diptera; Sciaridae
Source: RefSeq, a predicted model, not a curated record